This is a messenger RNA of Anisakis simplex (herring worm), 1920 nucleotides long. The record is from the annotation of a GenBank genome assembly. NCBI's taxonomy places the organism in Eukaryota, Metazoa, Nematoda, Chromadorea, Rhabditida, Anisakidae.
GAGGAAAGUAAGGCGCGUAUAGAGGCGCAAAAGCUGAAAAGAGACGAAGAAAGACGUAGACGUCAAGAGAUGAUUGCGGGCUCGUUAGGUGUGACUUCAGGCGUGAAUGCUGAGAAGGGAGCAGGACGCAAUUUUGUGGUGCAGAAACGUGAGCACGGUGAAAGUUUCGCGAGUAAAGCUCAGCAACAAGAAAAAUCGAAAGCAGAAAUGGAAGCUGCGAAGAAGGCGUUCAUGGCAGCAAUUAGCCGUAAGCAAGAUGUGUCUGAGAUAUUGGUCAACGAUCUAAAACAGAAGAUAACAUUCUUGUAUCAACGCAUAUGUAAACUUGAGGCUGAAAAAUACGAUUUAGAAAAGAGGCAAGAACGUCAAGAUUACGAUUUGAAAGAACUGCACGAACGUGAGAAACAAGUGGCCCGCAACAAGGCACUCCAGAAAGGUUUAGACCCCGAUGAGGCUAUCGCGUCGCCACACCCGGUAAUUAAUGCAUUCUGUAUUGCCGUGAGUUUAUUCUACUUGAAUCGAUUUGAAACUUUUGAAUUAGCACAUGGUACUGCCCGACCUCCACCGGAAUGGGGACGUAUGGAGACCGAAGAGCUGGAACAACUUCGUAAAAUGCUUGAGCCACCAAAAUACAUUGAACAGGUCAAGGUUGAAGGUGCACGACCACCUGUCGAACCCAAACCCCUCGUACUGCCAACAGACGAAGACGAAGCCGACCAACCGCCCGCUGUUCCAACGAAAACAACGCACAUCCCGUUGUCUUGUUCACUGCACGGUAUCAACACCCAUCCGUUGUAUCGUUUCUCGUCUUUGAUCACAAACACAACCCAUCCUAGAAUAUUCGCGUUCUUUUUACAUCUGAGACUCAGAUCCGAAGAAGAGGGUGAGGAAGAAGAGGAGGUGGCUGAGGAAGAGCACGAAGAAGAGGGAGAAGACGAACAGGAAGCCGAGCAAGCAGCUGAAGAUCAUGCAGGUGAAGCCACGAAGACACGAGCUGCAGUGCAGCAAGAAUCGAAUGAAGCGGACUUGACCGAAGCCGAGAAAGCAAUGCUGGCUUGUCAAGUGUACGACAAAGACUCGUUGAUGCAUACCUAUGCACGACUUACAUUUUCACCUCUAACGCAGAUCAGUGACAUUUUUGAUGAACAUAUCAAUAGCAUGAUUAUCAAUAAGCGUACUGAUAAUGCUUUGACAGCAGCCAAGAAACGUCAAGAAGAGGAAACAGCUGCAAAAAUUCAAGAUUAUGAAGAACAACGACGUCUUGAGAGGGAGCGAGAGGAGGAGGAAUUGAGGCAACUGAAGGAGAAACAAGAAAGAAGGAAACUGGAACGAGAGGAAGAGGAGCGAGAGUUCGCUGAAAGACGUAGACAGGAGGAGGAACGACACAGACAAGAGGAGGAGGAGAGGAGAGCUAAAAUUGAAGAGGAGAAACGAAAAAAAGAGGAAGAAAAGAAGAAACGACAGCAGCUAGCGAGCACAUUUGCUGGAACGCCUGGACAGACUGGCGGACGAAAUUUUGUCAUUCCAAAAAAGACGAGCGAUAAUGCAACCGAAAAAUUCGGUAACAUUGUACAGGCAAAACAAGAGAUGGGUAUGACGAAAGAACAACAAGAGGAAGCGAAAAGGAAUUAUUUGGAAUCAGUCCGUAAGACACUCGAUUUUUCAUCACUUUCGCCAGCUGAUCUUAAAGAGAAAAUUCGGCAAAUUCAUCAGCGUAUAUGUCGUCUCGAAGCGGACAAAUACGAUUUGGAGAAACGACACGAACGACAGGAAUACGACUUACGUGAAUUGAACGAACGUCAAAGGCAAGUGGCUCGUAAUAAGGCCUUGCAAAAAGGUGUUGAUCCGGCUGAUACGAAUUCACGCUACCCGGUAUUUCUUCGUCAUCAAUUCUUUGUCAUUCUUCCUCUGUUCCUCUAA